UGAGCUCAGAUAUUUCUGCCUCUGUCGGAGGAAAAGUCACUUCACUCUGUGGGUCAUGGACUCCGAGAAGGAGACAAACCCAAUUUGCUCCAGAGGCUGGGACUCAUUUAGGCGAGUGUUACGAUUGGAUCCGUAUCUUCCCAUCAUCCUCCUGCUCCUGUGCCUCCUCCUACAGACAGUCAGCAUAUUCCUGCGAGUAACAGGUACAAAUGAGCAGAUUUCUGAAGUUAAGGGAAAUAUAUCCAUGUGUUUAUCAGGUACAAAUGAGCAGAUUCCUGAAGUUGAGGGAAAUAUUUCCAUGUGUUUAUCAGGCCCGGCCCAUAGGUGCCCCCGACGCUGGAUCCUAUUGCAGAACAAGUGCUAUUUCUUCUCUACAGACAAGAGGAACCUGUAUAACAGCGACACUUACUGCAGGGCCAGUGCCUCCAUCUUGGCACAAGUCAUAAACGACAAGGACAUUGUAAAGAUAUUAAUUAAAGGCCUGGGACAUGAAUACUGGGUCGGACUCACUCACAUUGGGACCCAUCACCAGAACGACAUAUGGACAGGACGAUGGGCUGACGGCAGUACAGAGGCCGUGACUAAUGGCAGUGGAUCGUGUGUGAAGAUUGGAGAAGUUCUGAUGUUGGAGAAUUGUUACACGGAGCUGCGCUGGGCGUGUGAGAGAGAUCCGGCCUGAGGAUUCUGAGGAAGAGGAUUUAUUUUGGGGUUAUUAUUCCCUGGGGGGGGCUGUAUAUCAGGGGCACCGGUGCAACUACAGAGGAAUCAGACCCUGCGGGGGACCUGGACCAAAUGUGCUGAUCACCCACCAGACUGAACCCCUUUAUCUUUGUGGAACUUUCUCAUUAUCUCUUUGAUUUGUGCAACAAUUUGUUACAAUCACCAGACUGAAUUGUAUGUCACGGGCAGUGGAACAGCCAAUCAUCAUAUCAAAGGGGGCGGGGCUUUUAUAUUGACUAUUGGAAAUCAAUGUUUCUGUUUUAUACUUAGACUUUUAUCCAUUUCACUCACUGCAAAUGAUCAGGGAGACACUCAAAGACGGGACUCCAGAUAAAUAACACGUUUAUUGCAGCAGCUAAUGAUGUUUCAGGAAUCAGUCCCUUCAUUAUAAGAUUACAGACAAUGCAAUUACUUUAUAUACAAAAUGUUACAGCGACCCCUACUGGGCAAUUCAAAAUACACAUUUUAAUAAAUUCAAUCAAUAAAAAAACAAAUGUAGUAUAAAGUAAAAAAAAAUCCAAUGUACUAUUUAAAUCUCAACAGGAGACAAAACCUCCAUCAAUUUAAUAUAAUUGUGUAGAACAGGGAGGAACUUUGUUAUUAUGCCCCAAAUCUGUUGUAUUUCUCAUAAUAAAGAAAAUCUUGUCCCUCACUAUCCACUGAUUUCCUACAGCCUUUGUGUUUCUCCUGUCGCUUGUAUGAAAUAAAUAUAAAAUAAAGUAGAACAGUCUAAGGGCCAUUGAGAUAAAGGAUGGGGGGUCUCCGGUAAGUAAACAUUUUGCCUCAUGUUCCCCAAACAGCGUUAAGGAUCUGAGUGUAAAAGUUAUUGAACAGGUGAAAUUAGUCGUCAGGUGAGGGUCUGAUACGCUCUUCAGAUUUAACGGAGGAAUUUUGGAUUGUAAAAUGAUAUACGAGGAUUCCAUGGGGAUUGAAUACAAGACAAGAUAUUAUUUAUAUUGAUAAGAUCUGGAGGAAAUGAACUUAUAAAUAUUGAGCAGACGUGGAAGUAUCAACCCAAAAGAUUAUUCAUAUUUUGAAACGUUGUCUAUUCCUGUGUAGAAGGUCUACGAUACAUUAAGGAUAUGAGUGAAAUCCGUCCCUUCUAUCUUGGACAAUAUACGAUUUCAGCAUUUCCUUCCACUUUAUAGCAGCACAUGAACAUUGUAGUUUAGGGAAAUAUUUUUUAUUUUAAUAGUACAUUGGGUUUUUGGGGGUUUUUUUUUUU
Messenger RNA from Xenopus laevis (African clawed frog), 1945 nucleotides. RefSeq names its product C-type lectin domain family 2 member B-like. Bases 56 to 679 code for a protein of 207 amino acids. The record is from RefSeq and is a predicted model, not a curated record. Lineage: Eukaryota; Metazoa; Chordata; Amphibia; Anura; Pipidae. The transcript has 7 exons.